This is a messenger RNA of Aquila chrysaetos chrysaetos, 1550 nucleotides long. It is a transcript of the gene YIPF5, whose product is annotated as Yip1 domain family member 5. The transcript is spliced from 6 exons. NCBI's taxonomy places the organism in Eukaryota, Metazoa, Chordata, Aves, Accipitriformes, Accipitridae. Gene Ontology annotation, cellular component: membrane; trans-Golgi network. Bases 135 to 899 code for a protein of 254 amino acids. Gene Ontology annotation, biological process: regulation of ER to Golgi vesicle-mediated transport; vesicle fusion with Golgi apparatus; endoplasmic reticulum to Golgi vesicle-mediated transport. The record is from RefSeq and is a predicted model, not a curated record.
UGGAGGCGCUCCGCCCAGCGCGCCGUGCGCGGCCCCGCUGGCCCCGGAAGUGCUCCGGCCGCUGGGUUGACACGUCGCAGGGGCCGCGGUGGCGGGUGUGGGGCCGGGCCCGGAGGGGCUGCAGAUAACUGGCGAUGUCUGGGUUUGACAGCUUCAACACAGACUUCUUCCAGACGAGUUACAGUAUUGAUGACCAGACACAGGCCUACGACUACAGUGGGAGACCGUACAGCAAGCAGUAUGGAGGCUAUGAAUACUCUCAACAAAGUGGAUUUGUCCCUCCCGACAUGAUGCAGCAGCAGCAGCCUUACACAGGGCAGAUUUACCAGCCAACACAGACAUAUGCUCCAACUUCAGCACAGUCUUUUUAUGGAAGUAAUUUUGAGGAUGAGCCUCCUCUAUUAGAAGAAUUGGGGAUCAAUUUUGACCACAUCUGGCAGAAGACGCUAACGGUUCUCCACCCAUUAAAAGUAGCAGAUGGCAGCAUCAUGAAUGAGACUGAUUUGGCUGGACCAAUGGUCUUCUGUCUAGCUUUUGGAGCCACAUUAUUACUGGCUGGUAAAAUUCAGUUUGGUUAUGUCUAUGGAAUAAGUGCAAUCGGAUGUUUAGGGAUGUUUUGUCUCCUGAACUUAAUGAGCAUGACGGGUGUCUCGUUUGGCUGCGUUGCCAGUGUCCUUGGAUACUGUCUUCUUCCUAUGAUCCUACUUUCCACUUUUGCAAUUGUAUUUUCGUUGCAGGGAAUGAUGGGGAUUAUUCUCACAGCUGGGAUUAUUGGCUGGUGCAGCUUUUCUGCUUCCAAAAUCUUUAUUUCUGCCUUAGCAAUGGAAGGACAACAACUUCUAGUAGCAUACCCUUGUGCUUUAUUGUAUGGAGUCUUUGCUCUCAUUUCUGUGUUUUGAAUAGACUGUCCAAACUGUUGGACUCCAGUGGGCCAAAAUGAAAACAUCAACUUGGAACAUUUAGUUGGACCAGAAGCAGCUGCAAACAACUGUAUAGUGUUGCUAUCGCAAAACCUAGACCUGUUUUGAAUCAUCUGGAACAAUGAAAACAAGUAUCUUGUGUUGACUUUUUUAGGACUUUGAAUACUGUUUUCAAUUGACCUGAGGUGUCUAUAGCUUUACUAAGUGUUCAUGCUUAUCAAGUUAAUGUAAUUUCUUUCCCAUUCCUAUAUCUUUAGAAAAGUAACUUUUGGUUGUUUAUUUGAGGGUUGUGUUUUUUGUUUGUUUGGGGGGUGGGUGGGGUUUUGUUUGUUUGUUUGUUUGUGUUUGGGUUUUGUUGGGGGGUUUUUUGGGGGGUUGGUUUUUUGUUUUUUUUUUUAGGGGAGUGAGGGAGGGAGAAGGGUUGCAGUUAUAAAUUGAUAGAUUUUUUUAUCCGAAAACGUUAACAGAACUGCAGAUGCCAUAGAUUUGGGGUACUCUUUGAAUAAAUCUGCAGUAAUAUGGAACCCAUUUCCUGUCCCCUCUUACCAAAAGCAAAAUGCACAAAUGAACACAAGCAAUUAGAGAAUUUUCUGUAUUUUAACAAAUAUACUCUUAAGCUCUUUGGUCUCA